Drosophila busckii is the source of this 1091-nucleotide messenger RNA. RefSeq names its product serine/threonine-protein phosphatase PP1-like. The coding region runs from base 78 to 1088 and encodes 336 amino acids. Gene Ontology annotation, cellular component: nucleus; cytoplasm. The transcript has a single exon. The record is from RefSeq and is a predicted model, not a curated record. Gene Ontology annotation, molecular function: protein serine/threonine phosphatase activity. NCBI's taxonomy places the organism in Eukaryota, Metazoa, Arthropoda, Insecta, Diptera, Drosophilidae.
UGAAAAAGUCGAUUUUGUAAUGUUUCAUAUUAAAAUAAUUUAAACCACACACUUCCCACGAUAUUCACUACACACCUAUGACGACGAAGCCAUCUCCAGGUCCGGAUGUGGAUGAACUUAUACGCUUUCUUGAGCGUGGCUUUCGUAAAAGCGAGAGGUUCAUUCCAUUGAACAAAGGCGACAUCGAAUCGGUGUGUCAGAUGGCGCGCGAGGACUUUCUGUUCGGUGAUAUGUGUCUUAAUGUAUAUGCACCCAUGAAUGUAGUUGGUGAUCUGCACGGACAGUACGAGGAUCUGUUGCGGAUUAUCAGGCACAAUGGAGCGCCGCCAAAGCAGCGAUAUCUCUUUCUUGGUGACUAUGUGGAUCGGGGCCUAAACUCCGUGGAGACCAUGAUGCUGCUGCUUUGCUAUAAGCUGAAGUACUCCCAGUGCGUUUAUCUGCUGCGCGGGAAUCAUGAGUCCCAGUCCAUAAACAGAGUCUAUGGCUUCUAUGAUGAGUGUAAGCGUCGUUAUUCUACCAAACUAUGGCGCUGCUUUGUCGAUUGCUACAACUGCAUGCCUGUGGCUGCGCUUAUUUCGAAUCGGAUCUUCUGCUGUCACGGGGGACUGAGUCCCAAUCUCGUUAGCAUCGAGGAGAUAAACAAAAUAAAGCGACCUACAGAAAUUCCAGAAUCGGGCGUACUUUGUGAUCUGCUUUGGUCCGAUCCAGAGCGCACUCUCCUUGGCUGGGGCAGAAGUCAACGUGGCGUCUCUUAUGUUUUUGGCAGCGAUGUAGUUGAUCACUUCAUCAGUCAUCACAAAUUGGAUUUGAUCUGUCGCGCCCAUCAGGUGGUCGAGGACGGCUACGAGUUCUUUGCGAAGCGGCAAUUGGUAACGAUAUUUUCGGCACCCAAUUAUUGUGGUGUAUUUGAUAACGCUGGCGCUGUCAUGUCUAUAAGUGAUAAUCUUGUUAUUACUUUUGCAAUCUUUAAUCCCAAAGGCGCUUAUGUGGUGGGACUCAAGAAUCAGGCAAAGGCUUGGGGCAAGGUAUUAUCGAGAGUAUUUCAUACUAAUAGAAAUAACUCUACAACAUCAGCAACUUCAGUUUAAUAA